Molecule: messenger RNA, 454 nt
Organism: Ceratotherium simum simum (southern white rhinoceros)
Lineage: Eukaryota; Metazoa; Chordata; Mammalia; Perissodactyla; Rhinocerotidae
Source: RefSeq, a predicted model, not a curated record
AUGAGUCCAGGGCCCCUGGUGGAGCCCUGGUGGGGAGGAGCGCACAGCGAGAAGGACAAUGGAAUGCUUCAAGAUUGCUCGAUGGUCAGAGCUUCCAGACUAGGCAAGGGGAGGGCGGGGCCCCACACACUCAGCCGCACCCUGUCACCCCCAGAGAGAGAUGGACCACAGGGGGGCGCGGGCGCAGCGCAGGCCGAAGGAGGCCCGGCAACUCAGCAGCUCGCUCGCACACUCGCUCAGAGACUCAAGGCCAGUUCCAGAACCCCAACCAGUGCAAAUGACUUAGUGCAAAUUGAAUUCAGGGGGGACGGGGGAAACGGAGUCCUGGAUGCUUUGAGCCUCUUGAGCAAAGGAAAGAGAGAAAAAAGGUGUGAAAAAACAAGAGAAAAGGUUGAAGAGGAGCAGGGAGAGGAAGCAGAGUGGUGGUGAGGGGCGCGGCGGCCGGUGGUGGUCU